CGAACGCGAUGGCGCUGCAGCUGCGGUACCCCACGGAAGCGGACUUUUCGUCCCGCGCGCCGCUGAGCGACUUGCCGCCGUUCCCCACGUCGCCGUCUGGCCCAUCGAAGCUGCCUGUGACCGCUGUCUUCCGCUGGAGUCCGCAAGUCCGCGCAAGCCUCAAAUACCAGAAAGAAACCAGAUUGACAACAAAGGACCUUGUCAUUGCGACUGGACAACAUGCGCACAACAUCAUGCAACGAGUUGUUGAAAACACUCCCGAAGCGCGAGUACUUGGGACACUCAUCUUGUCAUCUGCACACAUUGUGGAAUCAAGUUUAUCUGCGUUCGACCCGUCCGCCGUCUGCUCGAUCGUAUCUCUAUCGAACGACAAAGUUGUCGUCGUUGCACCCCUCGACGUGGCGGACGAGGACGUGUGGAUCUGGACCGAGUCCCUCUUCGCUCACAUUGAGCCGCAGCGCGUAAUCAGCGUCAGCACAUUAAUGUCUGUGACGUACGACUCUGAAUUGCAUGAAACUUGCUCGUUGCGGAUGCUCCAGACGUCGGCCUCCUUCGCUGAGCAGAUUGCCCAUAACAUCCCAAUAUUGGCCUCGCCGCGCUUCGUCAUGGGGAUUCCAGCGGCGCUCCUUACUUACAGCGAACUCCGUCAUUUGCAGUGCACAGUGUAUGUGACGCUGCACCACACUUCGUCGACGAUGUCGCAAAUCGCUGCGUCCUUUGGAUCGAUCACUCCGUUGCUUCAAGCGGAGUCGACCAAAAAGCACGAAGGAUUCAGCGUCAUGGACGUUUCGUUCGCCAACAAAUACGAAGACCUGUACAGUUAAGCCGAGCAUCGAAAACUGGAGCAUUGUUCCAUGCAGUGGUUUGUCUUGUGUUCACUAGAUGUUGUCCAUGAGGCGUCUGGACGCA
This is a messenger RNA of Aphanomyces invadans, 909 nucleotides long. RefSeq lists its product as hypothetical. Lineage: Eukaryota; Oomycota; Saprolegniomycetes; Saprolegniales; Verrucalvaceae. The record is from RefSeq and is a predicted model, not a curated record. Gene Ontology annotation, molecular function: proteasome binding. Bases 9 to 824 code for a protein of 271 amino acids. Gene Ontology annotation, cellular component: endoplasmic reticulum. Gene Ontology annotation, biological process: proteasome core complex assembly. The transcript is spliced from 5 exons.